Messenger RNA from Spodoptera litura, 1878 nucleotides. RefSeq names its product Heparan sulfate 3-O sulfotransferase-B (gene Hs3st-B). The record is from RefSeq and is a predicted model, not a curated record. Gene Ontology annotation, molecular function: [heparan sulfate]-glucosamine 3-sulfotransferase activity. Lineage: Eukaryota; Metazoa; Arthropoda; Insecta; Lepidoptera; Noctuidae.
UUCCCUUGAUGUGAACAAUGCAGUAGUUCUACCAUGCAUAUCAAUAUUAAUUAGGAAUAUCAUGAAACAAACAGUGAUAGAGUACUUUAUGUUAGUUGUUUCAAUUAAAUAUAAUGGUGUAAAAUGAAAAGUGAUGUGUAUUUCGUAUACUGACGAAAGAAAAAACAAAACACCUCAAAUGAAUCCUCAAAACAGCAAUGAGAUGGAUACUAGUUUUAUCAAAGCGAACUAUGUUUAUUUGUUUCAUAUUGUUAUUUCUAUUAUAUUUAUUUUAUGCUUUGAAUUCUUGUUUAGUUGACGAAAACAAGUUUACAAUAAAAUACAUAAUAUUGAAGCAACACAUAACGAAAUACAAGGCAGCUGGUGCGCAUUUCGCUUCACUUUUUGGAUUCCACGUGGAUGAAAAUUAUAAAUACAGACAUUUGAACCAAAAUCAAGUGCCGGUGAAAAGAUUACCUGACGCACUUGUUAUUGGCGUUAAGAAAUGUGGAACUAGAGCUUUACUGGAGUUCCUAAGAUUACAUCCUGAUGUGCGAGCCGCGGGGUCGGAGGUUCACUUCUUCGAUAAAUUUUAUCACAAAGGCUUUGAAUGGUAUAGGGACAGAAUGCCUCCCACUCUUGAAGGGCAGAUUACGAUGGAGAAGACCCCGUCGUACUGGGUGACGAGAUCAGCUCCAAAGCGUGUGUACGCCAUGAACCCUAGCGUCAAACUGUUGGCGGUUGUCCGAGAUCCAGUUACUCGAGCCAUCAGUGAUUAUACGCAGUCAGCCAGUAAAAGACCAUCACUCCCUCGUUUUGAAGACUUGGCCCUGGUGAACAGUUCGGACGGUUGGGGAGGAUCACCAUCAGUAGUAGACGCAUCAUGGCCGCCAGUUAGACUGGGAGUAUAUGCGAGGCCAUUGCGACGCUGGCUGCGAAGGUUCCCGAGAGAAAGGCUUUUGCUAAUCAGUGGGGAGAGAUUGGUAGCUGAUCCUGCAGCUGAAAUGGCAAGAGUGCAGGAAUUCCUGGGCCUGAAACGCGUGAUAACAGAAAAGCACUUCUAUUUCAAUUCUACCAAGGGCUUCCCUUGUUUAUUGAAGUCUGAAAGUCGGUCUACUCCACACUGCUUAGGCAAGACUAAGGGUCGAAGUCACCCAUACAUAGAUCCUAGAAUUCUAGAAAGACUGAGAGACUUCUACAGGCCGUUCAAUGAGAGAUUUUACCAGUUGGCUGGGAUGAACUUCGGAUGGCCUUGAUAUGUUGUGAUUUUGAAUUUUUGCGGUAUACGGAUUGAAGAGAAACUAAUAAUAUGCAAGUGGUAAGAAAUUGGAAGCUUGUAUUAGGUAAUUUACAGGCAUAAUGCACUAUAACAGCCUUACUCAAGGCGCAACUUAUUUUUUCAAAUUCGCCUUUACAAAUCGAGUCCAUAUUUGUAAAUCUUUUUACGCUUACAUACGUAAAUACCGCAACUUCCUAUAAUGUGAUAUUGUUAAUUUAAUAAUAUAAUUUUAACACAUUAAAACUAUUUUGUUGUCACAGUCAAAUUGAGGCUGAAUGUGCCAUAAAAAUGUUGAAUAAUUUUAUUACUAGAUUUUAAUACUCUAUUUUAUGUUAUUGUUUAGUCAAGUUGCAUCGUUAUAAAAUAAGUUCAAAGUUUUAAGUACCUAGUUGCUUCUUAGUUCUAGUCAUCAUUCCUUACUGAAGUGUUCCAUUCAAUAUCAUUUUACGGUGAUCACUUCAUAAUUUAUACGAUUAUGAAGUUCUAUCAUUACGUGUUGUUAAUAUGCUAAUACGCUUAGUAAUUUAGUAGAUAUAAGUAUCUAUGUAUUAUUGUUUAGCAAAACUGACGAGGCCGAGUGGUCGCAAGUGCGACUGCCGGGCAAGGGGUCUCGGGUUCGA